This is a messenger RNA of Acipenser ruthenus (sterlet), 2040 nucleotides long. Its product is annotated as MTRF1L release factor glutamine methyltransferase-like. Gene Ontology annotation, molecular function: protein methyltransferase activity; nucleic acid binding. Gene Ontology annotation, biological process: protein methylation. The transcript is spliced from 12 exons. Bases 162 to 1430 code for a protein of 422 amino acids. Gene Ontology annotation, cellular component: mitochondrion. The record is from RefSeq and is a predicted model, not a curated record. Lineage: Eukaryota; Metazoa; Chordata; Actinopteri; Acipenseriformes; Acipenseridae.
AGGCGUGUGUUUGCAAACAGUGAUCCCACUCACCCUCUUACCACGACCCCGGGUACAAGGAGCAGGAUCCCCGUUGCUGUAGCGUUUUCUGCAGGACAUUAAAGGUUCUCCAGUCCAGUCCUGUCCCUGAUUCCGGUCCUGAGUGAACGCUUGUCUGGUUGAUGAUGAACCCCGGAGUGCUCCUGUGUGAGAGGAGUGCAAAGCGAUGUGCUGCUCAAGUGCUCCGAAUGGCAGCGACCCUGCAGCCGCCUCCUGUACCCCGGGGCUCCAAACGUGGCUCCUCCAGGGGGUUCUGCAGCCGGCCCCCUCCCUGGCAGUUUGGUAGUGGAGAGCGCCAUGGGGCCCCCUGCGCCCCCCCAGCCAGGCCCCUGGGGGCAGACGAGUGCGUGUCGCUCUGGGAACAGCUCUUCAGUGAGAGAGGGGUCUCAGAGCCCAGGCUGUCCAGUGAAUACAUCGUGGCUCACGUCCUCGGAGCCAAGACUAUGCAGAGUCUGAGAGCCGGCAGGCAGGAGCAGUCCCUCACAGAGACACAGAUACAGAGUCUGAGAGCCGGCAGACAGGAGCAGUCCCUCACAGAGACACAGAUGCAGAGUCUGCGAGCCGGCAGGCAGGAGCAGUCCCUCACAGAGACACAGAUACAGAGUCUGCGAGCCGGCAGGCAGGAGCAGUCCCUCACAGAGACACAGAUACAGCGGGUGUGGGAGCUGUGUUCCAAGAGGCUGCAGAGGAUGCCUGUACAGUACGUGAUUGAGGAGUGGGAUUUCCGGGAGCUGACGUUAAAGAUGAGGCCCCCUGUCUUCAUCCCCAGACCGGAAACAGAGGAGCUGGUGGGCCUGGUGAUGGAGGAGCUCCGAACGAGAGGCUCAGCGCAGGAUUCUCCGGCCAGCCUGCAGUUCCUGGAGGUGGGCUGUGGGUCAGGAGCCGUGUCCCUCAGCCUGCUGCACCACUGUCCGCAGUGCCAUGCUGUGGCGGUCGACAGAAGCUCGGAGGCCUUAGACCUGACCAGGGAGAACGCUGAAAGGCUGGGAGUGCUGGAGCGCUUACAGAUCGUCCAGCUGGAUGUUUUAUUGGACGCAGACUCCGUGCUCUGUCAGUGUGGCUCGGUGGAUUUCAUCGUCAGUAACCCUCCCUACGUGUUUGCUGAAGACUUGCCCCUCCUGGAGCCCGAGAUCCUCUGGUACGAGGAUCAGCGGUCCCUGGAUGGGGGUGAGGGAGGAAUGGACGUGAUCAAGCAGAUUCUCUGCAUCGGGACCCGCGCUCUGAAGAAGAAUGGAAAGAUUUUUCUGGAGGUGGACCCCCGACAUCCGCUCAUGAUCCAGGAGUGGCUGAGAUCUCAGAGUGACCACGGACUGGAGUACAGGGAGACACACAGAGACUUCACGGGCAGGUCUCGAUUCUGCGUCCUCCAGAAAACUGCUCCAGAAUGCUGAACCCGAGGAUGACACGCUGGGACUCCGACUGACACAGAUCGCAUGGCAUCUCCUCACAGAUCAUUCACUGCCAGUGUGUUGAACCCUAAAGACUGCCUCCUCCCGUCUGCUGAGGAAAGUGCAUUCUUCAGAGAAAACCCUGUUUGAAAAUGACAUGAAGAGUGUGCAGGGCUGUCCAGCGUCUCUGUGUGUUUUACAGCAGGGCUGUCCUGUGUCUCUGUGUGUUUUACAGCAGGGCUGUCCAGCGUCUCUGUGUGUUUUACAGCAGGGCUGUCCAGCGUCUCUGUGUGUUUUACAGCAGGGCUGUCCUGCGUCUCUGUGUGUUUUACAGCAGGGCUGUCCAGCGUCUCUGUGUGUUUUACAGCAGGGCUGUCCAGCGUCUCUGUGUGUUUUACAGCAGGGCUGUCCAGCGUCUCUGUGUGUUUUACAGCAGGGCUGUCCUGCGUCUCUGUGUGUUUUACAGCAGGGCUGUCCAGCGUCUCUGUGUGUUUUACAGCAGGGCUGUCCUGUGUCUCUGUGUGUUUUACAGCAGGGCUGUCCAGCGCAGGGCUCUUGAGCCCUAAACACACAAUGUAUGUAUUUUUCUGUAUUAAAUGAGCUUUCUUAGCUA